GCCGAGGAGGAUCGUGGACGAAGGACUCGGAGGGCGGAAGAGAGGGUGAAAGAGGGACAGUGGCAAAUGCGUUGGUUUAGGCGGUAGUGGUGCGGCUGGUCUUUUAUGGCCUAGGGUGGUUGCACGGAGGGGGGUGGAAGGCACACUCGUCGUUCGGGACCGAUAUCUCGACGAUAUCGAGAUGAGAUUGCUGCCGUUGAUCUCGAUUAUGUGUUUGGCGAGGCGAUGCGCCGAUUGCCGGGCUGUCGAUUCCAACGCCGAGAACUCCUUUGGAAGGCAGGGCCGCAGAUUCAGCGUGGACGAGCUGUUGAAUACGAGAUUCCCCCACGGUAUCAGCGGCGACGUGGACGUGGACGUCUGCAAGGCGGGCGGGUUUCUGGGCGACAUCGCUCUGCCCAACAUCAAAUACGAGACCGAAUGGAGGCAGCAAAAGCUCAACAAGAGUUUCUUGGAGGAGCUCGAGAAAUAUCGGGACGAGGUCCUGAAAGAGGGUCUUCAGGUCGAGGAGGAGGGUCUUACAGAGAUUCUCCAAUUCAAAAAUGGACACGACGCUAACGAGCCGCAUCAGGAGAACGAGGAGAUGGUGGCUUCUCAAGAGAAAUCCGAACCAAUUAUGGUGGACCGGAAUCAAUACAGCAUGGACGGCGAGCUCGAGGGUGGAUUCAGUUUUAACGCGAGGAACGAGGAUGCCAGGCCUGGGGUGAGGGACGAAGGCGUUGAAUUCAGGCUAGAGUCAACGACCCCACCAACGAAGAAGAGGCAUUCCGCUCGAAAACAAGGACGUGAAGCCUCGCAAACGGCGUCGAACGCUACAAAAUCGAUGCAAGCAUUUUUGAGAACGUCUGAAGAGUUGAACGCGUUUCCCACGACCACGGAGGGCACCAAUCAAAUGAGAAAUUUGAACGCGGAAAAUAUCGAGGAAGUGUUCACCAUCCAACCGGAAAGCAGCACGCGGAACACGUCGAAGCAACGUCAUCGUCGUCAUCAUCGUAGGAGAACACCGAAGAGGAGGCAUCGCCGUCGAAAGAUUCCUCUAAUCAGACGAGACUCGGACGACUCCUCGGACGAGGUGGUGUCGUUUCACGAUCGGCAGUUACGCUCGAUCCAGUUCUACGACAUGGAGCACAAAUCGAAACACGCGGCGAAGAAACGCGGCUCGACGAGGCAGAGAUUUUCGAGCAGGGCGAGGAGGGCUGCGACGGCUCGCAAGGAACGGGUAUGGGAUCACGGGGUGAUCCCGUACGAGAUCGAUGGAAAUUUUUCCGGCGCCCACAAAGCUCUGUUCAAACAGGCGAUGAGGCACUGGGAGAAUUUUACUUGCGUUAAAUUCGUUGAAAGGGUCCCCCAGGAGCAUCCUAAUUAUAUACUGUUCACGGAGAGGCCUUGUGGAUGCUGCUCGUUCGUCGGGAAGAGAGGAAACGGGCCACAGGCGAUAAGUAUCGGGAAGAAUUGCGACAAGUUUGGAAUAGUCGUCCACGAGUUGGGCCACGUGGUUGGUUUUUGGCACGAGCAUACCAGACCCGAUCGCGAUCGCCACGUGCAAAUUAUCCGUGACAAUAUCAUGUCCGGUCAGGAGUACAACUUCAACAAACUGACCGAGGACGAGGUGAAUUCUUUAGGUUUGCCCUACGAUUACGACUCCAUCAUGCACUACGCGAAAAACACGUUUUCAAGGGGAACGUAUUUAGAUACGAUCUUACCGAUGGAAGUUCACGGGAAAAAGCGUCCCGAGAUUGGGCAGAGACUUCGACUCAGCGAAGGGGACAUCGCUCAAACGAAUCUUCUUUACAAAUGUUACAAGUGCGGCAGAACGUUUCAAGAAAACAGCGGAAGUUUCGGAUCCCCGACUCAUCCGAACAGCUCGCCACCAUCCGAGGGCGAGAGAUGCGAAUGGAGGAUCACGGCCACUCAUGGCGAACGUAUAGUCCUCAACAUUACGUCACUGGAUAUAUUUAAAAGCAAUUUUUGUCGCAGCGACUAUCUCGAGAUUAGAGACGGAUAUUGGUACAAAAGUAACGUGUUGGGUCGAUACUGCGGAAGCGGUAAAAUCCACGAGCCUGUCGUCUCGACCGGAAGUCGAAUGCUGGUUACAUACGUGACGUCCAACUAUCAGUCGGGUCAUCGUGGUUUCACGGCGUCCUACGAGGCUGUUUGCGGCGGCGAGAUCGAGCUGGAGGACACCGGCCAUUUGGAAUCGCCCAACUACCCGGACGGUUAUCAAUCGAGCAAGGAGUGCGUCUGGAAAUUGUCGGUACCCCAAAACUUCCAAGUGGCGUUGAAGUUUCAAUCGUUCGAGAUCGAGAAUCACGACAAUUGCGUGUACGACUACGUGGAGGUGCGGGACGGUCAUAACGCGGAUUCUCCAUUGAUCGGGGUUUACUGCGGUUACAAGAUACCUCCGGACAUCAAGUCCACGGGCAACAAACUUCUGGUGAAGUUUGUUAGCGAUGGGUCUGUGCAAAAGGCUGGAUUCUCGGCCACGUUCAUGAAAGAAUUCGACGAGUGCGUGUUGAUCGAUCACGGUUGUGAACACAAUUGCAUCAACACUUUGGGCGGAUUCGAAUGUUCCUGUAAACCUGGCUACGAAUUACAUUCCGAUGGGAAACAUUGCGAAGACGCCUGUGGCGGAGUGUUCGAGGACAGCAACGGAACUAUCACGAGUCCCUCGUUUCCGGUAACUUAUCCAGGAAACAAGGAUUGUGUCUGGGAGAUCAUAGCUCCGCCUCAAUACCGUAUCACGCUCAAUUUCACCCAUUUCGAUCUCGAGGGUACCAAUGCUCGUCAACAAGAAUGCGAAUACGACUCCGUGGAAGUGAGCAGCAAACUUGGAGACGAUAUUUUGAGAAAACACGGAGUUUUCUGCGGCUCGAGGUUACCAUCGCUUAUUACCUCGGAGGGCAACUCCAUGAGGGUAACCUUCACGUCUGAUAACAGUAUCCAGAAAACUGGUUUUGCCGCAGUUUUCUUCACCGACAUGGACGAGUGUGCGACCAACAAUGGCGGUUGUCAGCACGAGUGCAGAAACACAAUAGGCUCUUAUCAAUGUUCGUGUCACAACGGAUUUACGCUUCACGAAAAUGGACACGACUGCAAGGAAGGCGGUUGCAAGUACGAAAUUGCCGCACCUAUGGGUACUAUAACGUCACCAAACUAUCCAGAUUAUUAUCCUGGGUUAAAAGAUUGCGUGUGGCAUUUUGUUACCAAGCCGGGUCAUCGUAUUAAAUUAGUUUUCAAAGUUUUCGAGAUGGAAUCCCACCAAGAAUGCAAUUACGACCACAUAGCGAUUUACGAUGGCGAUUCGCCGGAUAGUCACGUUCUCGGCAAAUUCUGCGGUACCAAAGAGCCCCAUCCAAUCUUGGCAACUGGAAAUCAAAUGUACAUGGUAUUUAAGAGCGAUGCUUCCGUCCAGAGGAAAGGUUUCUUUGCAACUCAUAGCACGGCUUGCGGUGGCCACCUGGUUGCAACGAACGAAGUGAGGCAUUUGUACUCCCAUGCGAGGUACGGUGUCCAUAAUUACGACCACAGGACCGAUUGCGACUGGGCAAUCGAGGCGCCACCGGGUAAAAACGUGCAUCUGACGUUUGUCACGUUCCAACUGGAAUCGGAGAGCGAUUGCAAUUACGACUUCGUCGAGGUCUAUUCCGGCCUGGACACGUCCGGCCUCCUCUAUGGACGAUUCUGUGGAAAUAGCAAUACCACCGAUUUUAUUUCGAUAAACGAGGCGUUGCUGGUAAGGUUCAGAACGGACGACACGAUAUCGAAUAAAGGGUUCAUGGCGUUGUUCGUCGCUGUUGACCGUCAGGAUAGCGGCGAGAAUUACGGAGGUUCGGAGGACGAAGACGCGGACGAGGAGACUCUCUGAUCCGUGACAGGCCUCGCCAAUCGAGUAGGCUACGGAUUCCACAUUGGUUCACUGUUGCGGAAUAACGAUCAAGGUGACGAGUAAAUCUCUGGAUUUACUCGUAGAAAAAACAUUUCAAUGGAAUCCAGGACAUAUAGCAAAAAUGUGAAUCUUGCUCGAUCGUCGAGGCCGCGAAUCUUGGUUCUAUUCACGAAUUCGAAACACAAGGUGAAAUGAAUCGAAUAAUUGAAAUAUCGAUCCAUUGGACUUGGAAGAUUUAUAUUCAACGAUUAAAACGGGUGUUAAUCCGAGUGUCUCUCGUGUCAAGGAUAAUUUAUUCCGUCAGCGAUGACGUUAGAUAACGGCUUAACCAUUUGGAUUAGCGAUUUACGAUCCUGAAAUUCGGCCUAGGUUCAGGCCAAUCGUGCCAUUGUAUGUUUAGGUAGAGAGCGCAUUAUAUUGUUAACUAUUAUGAAUUUCGAAUCCAGUGAGAAACGACGAUGGUUUAAAGAGGAAUAAUGGCGAACCAACACAUCUUUUGUGUUGACAAAAGUGAUUUUCUAAUAUUUGAUCGAACAUCAUCUCAUCGGUGUUACGGAAUUAUUCCAAGUAAUCGAUAUCGAUGCGAUAAGAAGGCAAUAAAGAAG
This is a messenger RNA of Apis dorsata (giant honeybee), 4488 nucleotides long. RefSeq names its product tolloid-like protein 2 (gene tok). Gene Ontology annotation, molecular function: calcium ion binding; zinc ion binding; metalloendopeptidase activity. Gene Ontology annotation, biological process: proteolysis. Lineage: Eukaryota; Metazoa; Arthropoda; Insecta; Hymenoptera; Apidae. The transcript has 15 exons. The record is from RefSeq and is a predicted model, not a curated record. The coding region runs from base 182 to 3862 and encodes 1226 amino acids.